Lytechinus pictus (painted urchin) is the source of this 1334-nucleotide messenger RNA. Its product is annotated as lengsin-like. The record is from RefSeq and is a predicted model, not a curated record. The transcript has 2 exons. Gene Ontology annotation, molecular function: glutamine synthetase activity. Bases 1 to 1215 code for a protein of 404 amino acids. NCBI's taxonomy places the organism in Eukaryota, Metazoa, Echinodermata, Echinoidea, Temnopleuroida, Toxopneustidae. Gene Ontology annotation, cellular component: membrane; cytoplasm.
AUGGAUGCAUUUGUAGGCAAUGGGUAUUUAUCUUUCAAUCCCCAUGGCCAGCCCAUCAGUGGUACAGGAUACGGCGAGGAGAUUCACUACGAAGACGCAGUUUGCUUUCCAGACUUGGCUUCCUUUCAGACCUUACCUUGGUGCAAGAAGACAGCACGGGUUAUCGUAGAGGGCGUCUAUGAAGGGAAAGUGUGUGAGGGGUACCCAAGGGUUGUUGCACGUCGUCAACUUGAACGCCUGGAGGAGAUGGGAUACUCACUCUUUUCUGCCCAUGAGUUUGAGUUCUACUUGGUCGAUAAGAAGACGCAAGGACCAAUCGAUAAUUCCACCAACGCAAAUGCCACAUCGCGCCUCUUUAAAAUUGAGGAUUUCACGCAAGACGUAUUGGAAGGAUUACCUCCGGCUGGUGUGGAUUUAGAGUUCAUCGGUAGCGAAUCGGCCACAGGACAGUUUGAGAUCGUUUACCGUCCAAGCUUUGGUAUUCGUGCUGCAGACAACGCCCACACAUACAAGAUUGGCAUCAAGGAAAUCGCACAAAAACAUGGAUACAUCGCAAGUUUCAUGUCGAAACCUUGGCCAGAUAAAAGUGGUUCAUCAGCGCAUUUUUGCCAUUCUCUUUGGGACGUCUCCGGAGAAACACCCCUACUCUACGAUCCGUCUCAACAAUUCCAACUCUCUAAGCUAGGCCAGUAUUGGGUAGCAGGUCUACAUGCUCACGCAUGUGCACUAGCAGUUCUUAUGGGUCCGACGGUGAACUGUCUCACACGUUACAAACCUUUCAGCUUUGCCCCAAGCAACGCAACGUGGGGGAUGGACAACCGAACGUGCGCCUUCCGCGUCAGGGUCCAAGGUGCCAAAGGGACCUAUAUCGAGAACAGAAUGGGAGCGAGUGCAUGCAACCCCUACAUCAGCCUAGCUGCAACAGUAGCAGCUGGAAUUGACGGUAUCGUCAGAAGGUUACCUCUACCUGAGCGGGUAGUUGGAGAUGCCUACAAGGACGAAGACGUCCCACCGCUGACACAAAAAUUACCAAACAGCAUGAUGGACGCGAUAGACUGCUUACUGGAUGAUGAGGUUAUUGUGUCUUCCCUUGGGCAAGAAUUCAUCAAGUGUUUUAUUGCGGGGAAGCGAAACGAGAUGGAGCUCGAGAGAGCGGCAGUUGAAAGGGGCGAACUGCAUAAAUGGGAGCAUGAUUAUUUUUUUGAAGUGAUGUAAUGGACAAUAAUUAGUACAAAAUUUUUGACCAAAAAUAUUUGUUGUAUCGUACCGUUAGUGGUAUUGAGUGUUCAAUUUUUUUUAUUUCCCUGCUCAAUGUCACGUAUUGAAGUACGGUG